This is a messenger RNA of Agelaius phoeniceus (red-winged blackbird), 1124 nucleotides long. It is a transcript of the gene PARM1, whose product is annotated as prostate androgen-regulated mucin-like protein 1. NCBI's taxonomy places the organism in Eukaryota, Metazoa, Chordata, Aves, Passeriformes, Icteridae. The record is from RefSeq and is a predicted model, not a curated record. Gene Ontology annotation, cellular component: Golgi apparatus; early endosome; plasma membrane.
CGGGCUGGGCGCUGCGUCCCUCCCGCCGCGGCUGCCAGCGCCGCCGGCACCAUGGGCUGCUGCUGCCGCCUGCUCUUCCUCGCCCUCCUCCUCCUCCCGGCGGGACUGGGCCAUGACUCCCCAGAGCCACCCCUCAUCCCCAUCCACCCCCCCUUGCUCUGGGGGGGUGUCCCAGUGAAACCAGACUCCAGGGAUGGCCCCACACUGGCUCCAGGCCAGCCCCAGCUGCCCUUGUCCACGGGACCCUCCAGAGAUGGGACACCCUCCAGGCCCCUGGAGGGGGAUGGCCACAAUGCCAGCACCCCGGUGGCAGCACUGCCCCCUGCUCCUGUCCCUGUGAGUGCCAUGGCCACAGCAGAAGGUCCCUCCGUGGCCUCCAGCCCCAGCUCGGUGCCAGCCGCCCCGGAGGCUCCCCGGACAGCAAACCCUGCCAGCCUGGCAAGAAGCACCCUGGAUUUGGGGGCAGCUGCCAGCCCCACAGAGCUGGCUGUGCCAUCACCUGCCCCCUCCCUUCCCAGCAGCCAGCCCACCUCACCCCCCGGGACGGGCCUGUCCCCGACACCUGUCCUCGUGAGCCCGGCCGUGACCCAGCCACCACUGCUGGCCAAGGAUGUCCCUUCCCUGGGGACACUGGCCAUGGCACCGAGCCUGGCCACGGAGCCAACAUCCCCCCCAGUGACUGUGAUGAGCCCCACGGAAGCCCAGGCCACGGCCUCAGAGAAAACCACCGGGGUCACCAUGGAGGAGGUACCACGUGCCCUGAGUGCAGGCAGCAUUGUGGCCAUAACCGUGACGGUCAUCGUGGUGGUGGUGCUGGUGUUCGGGGCAGCUGCCUACCUCAAGAUCAGGCACUCCUCCUAUGGAAGGCUUCUGGAUGACCAUGACUACGGCUCCUGGGGCAACUACAACAACCCCCUGUACGAUGAUUCCUAGCAGGGAUGAAGCCAAAAACCCCAAAAACCUUUAAUUUAUAAGUAAGCGCUUCUGCAGCAGAGCAUCCACUGUCGAGGAGAUGCCGGGCACGGAGCCCCUGCCUCAGGCAGGAUCACCAUGGGGCUGCUGGAUGGCAGGAACUGGAGGGCAGUGCUGACAAUAAACCUCAAUUUUGGCCUUUGAGCAGGAAA